AUGCAGUUCUUUGGGCGCCUGGUGGACACGAUCAACAGCGUCACCCAAAUAUUCACGAACCCUUACCGGGUGAGGGAGGUGUCGGCUCUCUAUAAGAACAACCUCACUCGCUCGUGGGAUUGCCUGCUGGUGAAUCCCCAGAGCCCACAGAUCGCUUUCCGGCUCUUCCAGCUCGACAACGAAGCAGAUGCCCUGGUGCGUUUUGAGCAUUACGCUGGGCAACUGCGCCCUUUCUACGAGAGCUCACACCAGCCCUUGUCGCUGGAGGAUCUCCAGCAGCUCAGCGACUGCUUCCGCAACCACCCCAGCUGGUCCUCAGCACAUGUUGCAGUGGAGAUCGGCCGUCGUGAGAACUUCCGGCACAACCAUAUUCUGAGCUGCGUGAACAGCACGGACAGCGAGGAUGGCUGCACCCCGCUGCACCUGGCGUGCCGCAAGGGAGAUGUGGAGUGCCUGCUGGAGCUGCUGGAGUGCCACGCGCGCAUGGACAUCACCGACAGGAACGGGGAGACCGUUUUCCACUAUGCUGUGCGAGGGAACAGCCCCCACAUCAUCGAGCUCCUGGGCAGAAUCCCAACUGCUGGCUUGGACCACCUCAGCCAUGAAGGGCUGACUGCUCUGCAUCUCGCUUGUCAGCUGGGCAAGGAGGACAUGGUUCGGUCUCUGCUGAAGUGCCAUGCCAGCUGCAGUGUCAUCGGGACGCUGGGCUACCCCAUCCACACGGCACUGAAGUUCUCCCAGAAGGGGUGCGCCCAGGCCAUCCUGGAGGUGGACGCUGGCCAGGUUCACUCCAAGGACCCGCGCUAUGAAGCCACUCCGCUGCACUGGGCGAAGAAGGCAGAGAUGACGCAGCUGCUGCUCGAGUACGGCUCCGAGGUGAAUCUGACCAGCCGGACAGCUGACAUGGCUCUGCACAUCGCGGUCAAGAGGGGACGCUUUGACUGCGCUAUGGUGCUCCUGACACACGGGGCCCGCACCAACGCCAGGGGUCAGGAUGGCAACACACCACUGCACCUGGCCAUGAAGCAUGACCACUUGGAUAUGAUCAAAGCAAUCAUCGUGUUUGGAGGAGAUGUUGAGAUCCCCAAUGAUUUUGGCGAGACACCAGGGCUGCUGGCUGCCAGGAGCAGCAAAGGUGCGAACCGGAAAGUGCUCUUAGACCUGCUGCAAACUAUAGGGACCGAACGCUGCCACCCACCCAACCCUGACUCCCCAAGCCUGGCACCAUCUGCCGCCUCCUUCCUGGAAGGCCAACCUUCCUCGCGGAGCAGCUUCAACAGCUUAGGGUACAAGGAUCUUCUGUAUGUUUCCGCAACGCUUGGACAGUUGGUGAAGGCACCUGAUGUUGUGGACUCAGACAGUGUGGGUAGAAGAAAUCACGAUCGCCUCCUGUGCUUGGAUGGAGGAGGCAUCCGGGGCCUGGUGCUCAUCCAGCUCCUCCUGGCUAUCGAAAAGGCUGCGGGCCGUCCCAUUCGUGAGAUUUUUGACUGGAUUGCUGGGACCAGCACCGGUGGGAUCUUGGCUUUGGCUAUUGUACACGGGAAGUCCAUGGACUACAUGCGCUGCCUGUACUUCCGCAUGAAGGACAUGGUGUUCCGGGGGUCUCGGCCCUACGAGUCGGAGCCCCUGGAUGAGUUCUUGAAGAAGGAGUUUGGGGAAAACACCAAAAUGACAGAUGUCCAAAAACCCAAGGUUAUGGUGACAGGGACGUUGUGCGACCGGCAACCAGCUGAGCUCCACCUGUUCCGGAAUUACCCUGUUCCGGAGACAAAAAUCUCCACGGAAUACAAGACAAGUGCAUCUUUCAAACCACUCACUCAGCCAGAAGAUCAGCUUGUGUGGCGCGCUGCCCGCUGCAGUGGUGCGGCCCCUACUUAUUUUCGGCCGAUAGGCCGCUUUCUGGAUGGCGGGCUGCUAGCCAACAACCCAACCCUCGAUGCCAUGACGGAGAUUCACGAGUACAACAAGACGCUGAUCAAGAAGGGCCGGAAGCAGGAAGUAAGAAAAUUGGGGUUGGUGGUCUCCCUGGGGACAGGGAAGCCUCCGCAGGUCCCAGUGAGCUCUGUGGAUGUUUUCCGCCCCUCCAACCCUUGGGAGCUGGCAAAGACUGUCUUUGGGGCCAGGGAGCUCGGCAAGAUGGUGGUGGAUUGUUGCACUGACGCAGAUGGCCCAGCUGUGGAGCGUGCCAGGGCCUGGUGUGAGAUGACAGAUGUCCCGUAUUUCCGGCUCAGCCCUCAGCUGCACACGGAGGUGAUGCUGGACGAGGUAAACGACACGGUGCUGGUGAACGCGCUCUGGGACACCCAGCUCUACAUCUACCAGCAGCGGGAGCAGUUUGAGCAGCUGGUGCGACAUCUGUGUCGAUGA
Molecule: messenger RNA, 2367 nt
Organism: Apaloderma vittatum (bar-tailed trogon)
Lineage: Eukaryota; Metazoa; Chordata; Aves; Trogoniformes; Trogonidae
Gene: PLA2G6
Product: phospholipase A2, group VI (cytosolic, calcium-independent)
Exons: 17
Coding region: 1-2367 (788 amino acids)
Biological process (GO): positive regulation of ceramide biosynthetic process; cardiolipin acyl-chain remodeling
Cellular component (GO): mitochondrion
Molecular function (GO): protein binding
Source: RefSeq, a predicted model, not a curated record